Messenger RNA from Oryzias latipes (Japanese medaka), 12107 nucleotides. NCBI's taxonomy places the organism in Eukaryota, Metazoa, Chordata, Actinopteri, Beloniformes, Adrianichthyidae. The record is from RefSeq and is a predicted model, not a curated record.
CACAGCUUUGCCGGUCGGACAAAAACUAGGAGGUGUAAGUGGCUCGUCUCCCACAUGCAACGUAAAGAUGGCCACAGAACCGCUUCCACAGAUGCACCUCUUUUCACUUCUACUUUUUUGUGGGCUUCAGGGCUUCCAAGGUCAGAGGAGCGACUGUACAUAGAAGGCACAGCAGCUCAGGAGGCGGAGCUGAAGCUAAUGUAGAAACUGAUAGGUGGCCUAUAGGCUCAUAUAGCUGCCUGGCAUGGAACCCUCACUCUUCUGCUGGAGCAAGACAGUGGAGUUCUCUUCAGUUCCAGUUGUCAAACUUUUCUGGCAACAGAAAAAGUAGACGAUGACGCUCCUUUCUUCUUUGUACGGACGCUCCAACCCAAUGCUCCAGGGUGUGAAGCAUCAAGCUGUCUUCACGUGGGCCAUUCAAGUCCACAAAACUCGUGCUUUUUUCUUAAAAUGAACGUGGAUCUAAAUACACUGCUGUUAUAUGAAGAACUUUUUUUUUUUCUCAUGACAUGUCUGUCAUUCUCUCAAAAAUGGAGCUUCUCUCUAUAACUGAAGUUAACCAGCUAUGGUCCAAAGCUAGGUAUGAUCCAGCUAACUGUGAUCCUUCCACGGUUGAACAAAUGGAUCACAAAGAGAGACGUCCUGCUUUAAGAAGCUUGUUUUAUACAUUCAUAGAACUCAGUUUUUACAACCUGUAAGGUUUCAUCCCUUCUUCACUUCACCGUCACUCAGCUGCUAUUCUUUUCUCGUUUUAUAAACCUCUACUUUUUGCCGUGCACUAUGGAAGUACCAAGUAAGUGGAGCAGGGCUAGUGUCAUCAGUUUCAUCAAGGGCCUUGCUUCUCCUGUGAAGCCGCCCGCCCCGCCGACCAGUGGAACGCCAGGAGAAAGAAAGGGUUCUGUCGAUAUGGCGCCUGUCAACGUAGAUCCCGAAAGCAAGCCGGGCGAGUUUGUCCUCAAAAGCUUGUUCGCCAACUUCACCUUGCUUUCCGAGCGCAAGAUUCGAAUCAUCAUGGCUGAGCCACUGGAAAAGCCACUAAACAAAUCGCUGCAGAGAGGAGAAGACUCACAGUUUGAUCAACUGAUCAGCAGUAUGAGCUCUCUUGCAGAGUACUGCCUACCAUCCAUUCUGAAGACUCUGUUCGACUGGUACAAGAGGCAGAACGGCCUGGAGGACGAGUCCCACGAAUACAGACCGAGAGCCAACACAAAGUCAAAAAAUGACGAACAACAAAAGGACUACUUACUGGAGCGGCGAGACCUGGCAAUCGACUUUAUUUUUUCUUUGGUGCUUAUAGAAGUUUUAAAACAGAUCCCUCUUCAUCCUCUCUUAGAUGGACUAAUUCAAGAGGUUGUAAACCUGGCCUUCAAGCACUUCAAAUACAAGGAGGGGUAUCUGGGCCCAAACACUGGCAACAUGCACAUCGUGGCUGACCUGUAUGCUGAAGUAGUGGGAGUUGUUGCACAGUCAAGGUUCCCUGCAGUGAGGAAGAAGUUCAUCUCUGAGCUCAAAGAGCUGAGGCAGAAGGAGCAGAGUCCCUAUGUCAUCCAGUCCACCAUCAGCCUCAUCAUGGGACUCAAAUUUUUCCGCAUAAAAAUGUACCCGGUAGAGGACUUUGAAGCCUCCUUCCAGUUUAUGCAGGAGUGUGCUCAGUAUUUCUUGGAAGUCAAGGACAAAGACAUUAAGCACUCUUUAGCCGGACUCUUUGUGGAAAUCCUUGUUCCUGUAGCAGCUACUGUGAAGAACGAAGUAAACGUUCCAUGUUUAAGGAAUUUUGUGGAGAGUUUGUAUGAUACCACUCUGGACCUCUCCUCCAGGAAGAAGCACUCUCUAGCUCUUUACCCCCUGGUGACAUGUCUACUGUGUGUCAGUCAGAAACAGUUCUUCCUCAGUCGUUGGCACGUUUUCCUCAACAACUGCCUCUCAAACCUGAAGAACAAAGACCCAAAAAUGGCUCGUGUGGCUCUUGAAUCGCUCUACCGCCUGCUUUGGGUCUACAUGAUCCGAAUAAAGUGUGAAAGUAACACUGGAACGCAGAGUCGACUGACAUCCAUCACAUCCACUUUAUUUCCCAAAGGCAGUCGUAGUGUCGUACCCAGAGACAUGCCCCUCAAUAUUUUUGUCAAGAUCAUCCAGUUUAUUGCUCAGGAGAGGCUGGAUUUUGCAAUGAAAGAGAUCAUAUUCGACCUGCUAAGCGUUGGGAAGCCGGUCAAAGCCUUCAGUCUAAACCCUGAGCGUAUUAACAUCGGUCUACGUGCAUUCCUGGUGAUAGCAGAUGCUCUGCAACAAAAAGAUGGGGAACCUCCAAUGCCCAACACUGGUGCCACUCUGCCUUCUGGGAACUCUUUAAAGAAGAAGAAAACGUACCUCAGCAAGACGCUUACUGAAGAGGAAGCCAAACUAAUAGGCAUGUCCUUGUACUACUCACAGGUGCGUAAGUCUCUGGACAACAUCCUCAGGCACUUAGAUAAGGAAGUGGGUCGCUGCAUGAUGCUAACCAGCGUCCAGAUGCUCAACAAAGAGCCAGAAGACAUGAUUACUGGAGAAAGGAAGCCCAAAAUCGACCUUUUCAGAACAUGCGUAGCUGCAAUUCCUCGCAUCCUUCCUGACAGUAUGUCCAAACAGGAGCUCAUUGACUUACUGUCACGCCUCACCGUACACAUGGACGACGAGCUCCGCCUUAUUUCCCAGAACUCCCUGCAAAGCCUGCUGCUUGAUUUCUCAGACUGGAGGGAAGACGUUCUGUUUGGCUAUACACAUUUUCUCUUACGAGAGGUCCAAGAUACCCAUCAGGGCCUGCAGGAUGCAUCUGUGAAGCUUCUGCUCCAGCUGCUCACACAGUGGAGGUUAGCUCUGCAACUGCAGGGGAAAACGCGAGGUGGAGUUGAGGCCAGUCCCAGACUGCCAGACCGGAGCCCUCACUGGUCAGUUCUUCAUGCAGUCGAGGGUCUGGCUCUGCUGCUCCUCUGCUCAUGUCAGAUCAGCACGAGGAAGCUCGCUGUCAGCGUGUUAAGGGAGAUACGCCUCCUCUUUGCAGCACUGGGGCAUGCUGAGGAUGAUGACAAACCAAUGAUAGAGGUCAUGGACCAGCUGAGCCCAGCUGUAAUGGACAGUAUUAUUCAUGUGGCUGUCUCUGAUUCUUCCACAUUACCACUCAACCACCAUGUUGACCUCCAAUGGUUGGUGGAUUGGACCGCCCGGCUGGUGAACAGCUCCUAUGAUGUGAAGAGUCCCAGCCACGUUUGGAUUUUCGCUCAGUGUGUGAAGGACCCAUGGGUGCUCUGCCUGCACAUCUUCUUGCGGCAGGAGCACCUACCCAAACACUGUCCCAUUGCUCUGAGUUACGCUUGGCCUUACGUCUUCACGCGACUACAGCUGCUGCUGCCGCUUGUAGACCCUAACAGUCCAGUUAAUGCAAAGAAGACCAGCACAGCAGGCUCCAGCGACAGCUACAUCUCCUUGUGGCGUAAUUAUCUGAUUCUCUGUCUUGGUGUGGCUAAGCCAAGCAUCAUGUCACCUGGCCACCUCAGGGCCUCUACACCUGAGAUCACGGCCACCACACCUGACGGCAGUGUCACCUAUGACAACAAGGUGAUAGGCACCCCUUCUGUGGCCUGGCUAUUAAAACAGUUGGUUCCACUGAUGAGAACGGAGAGUCUGGAUAUCACAGAGUCUCUGGUUUUGGGGUUUGGAUGCACAAAUGCUUUGGUCUUCAGGGAACUGGUUGAAGAACUCCAUCCACUAAUGAAGGAAGCACUGGAACGCCGACCUGAGAACAAGAAGCGCAGAGAGAGGAGAGAUCUCCUCAGACUGCAGCUGCUGAGGAUAUUUGAACUGUUGGCUAAUGCAGGAGUCAUCAGUGACAGCACGAACGGCGCUCUGGAGCGUGACUCCCUGGCAAUGGGUGCUUUGUUCCUCGAAUAUGUGGAUCUGACCAGGAUGCUUCUGGAAGCGGAAAAUGAGAAGGAGCUGGAUGUACUCAAAGACAUCAGAGCUCAUUUCAGUGGGAUGAUUGCUAAUCUCAUUCAGUGUGUUCCUGUCCAGAACAGGCGCUUCCUUUUCCCUCAGCAGUCUCUGAGGCACCACCUCUUCAUCCUUUUCAGCCAGUGGGCUGGACCCUUCAGUGUUAUGUUCACACCCCUUGACCGUUACAGUGACCGCAACCACCAAAUCACUCGCUAUCAAUACUGCGCUCUCAAAGCCAUGUCUGCGGUUCUGUGCUGUGGUCCAGUUUUUGACAAUGUUGGUCUGUCUACUGAUGGCUAUCUCUAUAAAUGGCUGGACAACAUCUUGGCCUGUCACGACCUGCGGGUUCACCGUUUGGGCUGUGAAGUGGUCAUCCUGCUUUUAGAAUUGAAUCCAGACCAAAUCAAUCUGUUCAACUGGGCUGUGGAUCGCUGCUUCACUGGAUCCUACCAACUGGCAUCCGGCUGCUUCAAGGCCAUUGCCACCGUCUGCUGUAACAGGAAUUACCCAUGUGACCUGGUGACGUUGCUCAAUCUCGUGCUGUUCAAGGCUUCAGACUCCAGCAGGGAAAUAUAUGAAAUCUCCAUGCAGCUGAUGCAGGUGCUGGAGUCUAAACUGUCUGUGUACUCUAAGAGGAUGGUGGAGCAGAAGCCUGGAAAUAUUUUAUAUGGAACACACGGUCCUCUGCCUCCUCUGUACAGUGUCAAUCUGUCUCAGCUCUCCAUCCAGCUUGCUAGCAUGUACCCAGAGCUCACACUGCCUCUUUUCUCAGAGGUGAGUCAGCGUUUUCCAACCACCCACACCAAUGGCAGACAGAUUAUGUUGUCAUACCUGCUACCGUGGCUCAGUAAUAUUGAGCUAGUAGACAAUGGGCUCCUUCCUCCUGCAUCGAGCCCCUGCACACCUGAGGAGGAAACCCGCAGUCAGGCACAGGGAAUGUGUCCCAGUCUGAGAGGUAAUGGCUGGGGCUCCUUGCAGGCAACCUCGCUGGUGCUCAACAACCUCAUGUUUAUGACUGCUAAGUAUGGUGAUGAGGUUCCAGGUCCAGAGAUCGAGAACGCCUGGAACGCUCUGGUGUCCAAUGACAGUUGGAGCAACAACUUGAGAAUCACUCUGCAGUUCCUUAUAAGCCUAUGUGGAGUCAGCAGUGACACCACAUUGUUACCUUACAUCAAGAAGGUGGUGAUCUACAUGUGUCGCAACAACACCAUCCAAACCAUGGAGGAGCUCCUGUUUGAGCUUCAGCAAACUGACCCUGUCAACCCAGUGGUUUUGCACUGUGACAACCCCCCUUUCUAUCGCUUUGCUGCAAGCAACAAAGCUCCCACCUCCCAAACUGGAACAACGUCCAGCAGUAACACAGUGGUGGCUGGUCAAGAGAUGCUUCCAGACACAGAUGAGAACAAACUCGCCAGAGAAAAGGAAGAGCGGUUAGCAUCAAUACACUUGUAUAGGGCCAGGGCUCACAACAGACUGGAAUCCCGUUACAGCAACAGCUCCGGAGGCUCCUACGAGGAUGAAAAGACUGAUCCGUUGCCCCCGUAUGCCGGUUGGCUGCUGUGUGUCUUGGAGAACAACCGCCCUCAGCCGUUGCCCAUGCCUGUUAACGGAGGCUGCUGGGCUCCUCUGGUCGACUAUCUUCCUGAGACCAUCACCCCGAGAGGCCCUCUACAUAGGUGUAAUAUUGCUGUAAUCUUUAUGACUGAAAUGGUGGUGGAUCACAGCGUGAGAGAAGACUGGGCUUUGCAUCUUCCUCUACUGCUACAUGCACUUUUCCUGGGAUUGGACCACUACAGACCAGAGGUCUACGAGCACAGCAAGCGUCUCCUCCUCCACCUCCUCAUUGCCCUCUCCUGCAACAACAACUUUCAGGUCAUUGCAUCGGUUCUAAUGCUCACAAGGGAGAUCACUGACAACAAAACCCUCACAAUCAAGUCCUACUAUCACACGGAGUACCAGCAGUCACAAGUACCGGACUUUCUGCGAGAGUGGCAAACAUCUCCCGUGGUGGACUCGGGGCUCAGUUCCACAUCCAACUCUUCCUCUACAAGUCUGGGUGGCGGCAGCACAGCAGGCAGCGUUGGGAAUUUACCUCUCGUAACUCCUGAUGACCUGGAAGAUCUUGAAGACACGCCAAGCGAGACCGACGAGAAGACCAACAAACUUAUCGAGUUCCUCUCCACCAGUGCUUGGAGUACUGUGUUGUCGUUGCUCAGAGCUAUUGGGCCUUUGUGGGCGCAUGAAGACAUCACUCCAAAGAACCCCAACUCCAAGAGCACGGAGCAGCUUUCCAACUUCCUGCGCCACGUUAUUUCAGUCUUCAAGGAGUCCAAAACUGAUUUCCACUUGGAGCAGCAGCUGAGUGAUGUGGCCUUACAGACAGCUCUGUGCAGCUCCUCCCGUCACUACGCUGGCCGCUCUUUCCAGAUCUUCAGAGCUCUCAAACAGCCAAUUAACAACCACGCGGUCUCUGACCUGGUCUCUCGCCUUGUAGAGGUGGUAGGAGAACAUGGAGACGAGGUGCAGGGCUAUGUGAUGGAGGUGCUGUUGACGCUCGAGUCCGUGGUGGUUAAUCUUGCAGAGUGUCUGAAAAACAGCGACCUCAUGGCAGCUCUUACCAGAACCUCCUCGCCAGAUUUUGUGACGAGUGACAAACUAAUGAACAGAAAGAGCACCGGCAUGCUGAACUUCCCCGGCCCGGGAUUUGCUGGUCUGUCAUCACAACGACACCAGCGCUCGUAUUCUGUUCCCAAAAAAUUUGGCGAGUAUGGCAGUCUGACAAGUGAUCCACCUCGCAGUGCAACUUUGGAUCGCAUGCAGGCUUGCAACAACCAUGGUCUUGGCCGAAAAGCAAGAACCCCCGGAUCCUGCACAUCAUCCACCAAUCGCAUCGAUCCCAGUGUUCUGUCGGACCCUGCGCACGUCUCCCAUCCGUCAUCAAUACUGGCCACGGUCUUCUGGGUGGCGGUGUCACUAAUGGAGUCGGACUUUGAGUUUGAAUACCAGAUGUCCCUCCGCCUUGUUCACAAACUGCUUUCAAAGGUGCCGUUAGACAGAGCAGAGAACCGCGAGCGCCUGGAGAAGCUGCAGGCUCAGCUGGGAUGGAAUGGAUUCUCUGGAAUCCAGCAGCUUUUGUUGAAGGGUUUUACGUCCCAGGCGACAUCUGACCUCACCUUGCAGUUAUUCUGCCAGCUCACACCCGUCUCCCGCGUGCCAGUAGUUGACAGUUCACAGUCUAUCGGUUUUCCUCUGAACGUGCUGUGCCUGCUGCCUCACCUGGUUCAGCACUUUGGCCAUCCUACCCAGUUUUGUAAGGAAAGUGCAGAGAGGAUUGCGCAGGUGUGUUUGGUUGAAAAGAACACAAAGCUGUCUCACCUAGCUCAUGUGAUGACUUUGUAUAAGACACGCUCUUACACACGGGACCCGUUUUCCUGGGUCAGCGUGGUGUGCCGUUAUCUCCACGAAGCCUUCUCUGACAUUACUCUCAGCAUGGUCACAUAUAUGGCUGAGCUGCUGGAUAAGGGCCUUCCCAGCAUGCAACAGUCUCUUCUUCAGAUCAUCUACUGCCUGCUAAGCCACAUGGACCUCACUGCUGUUCACGUCAAACAGUUUAACGCUGACGUCAUCAAAACAAUUGAGAAGUUCGUCCAGUCAGUCCACUGGAAAGAUGCCUUAAACAUUUUGAAGCUGGUUGUUUCCCGCUCUGCAAGCCUGGUGCAUCCGGUGUACGGCCACUCACAGGGGGAUCUCUCCAACCUGGAAGUCAGCAGAGUGUGGGAUGGUUCUGCCAAGGCCCUGCCAGGGAAAACGCUCGAUUUCACUUUUGACAUCUCUGAGACACCAGUGAUUGGCCGUCGUUUUGAUGAGCUCCAGGGUUCAGGUGGCAGAGAUGCUAAGGCCAGAGCCAUGGCUGUCACACGCAGCACCUCCUCAACCUCCUCUGGGUCAAACUCAAACACCAUCCUGGUGCGUGUCAGCUGGAGGCGGCCGCAGUCAUCGCAGAAAAGAACCAGAGAGAAGCUGGUGACCGUGUUGUCUCUUUGUGGACAAGAAGUUGGACUCACCAAGAAUCCAUCGGUGAUCUUCUCAUCAUGUGGUGACCUGGACAUGAUGGAGGUGCGUGAAAGCGGGGUGUCUUCUGAGGAGGGGGGCACCAGAGAGGACACUCUUGAUGACACCGCGAGCGAGCAGCAGUUUCGGGUUUUCCGAGACUUCGACUUUCUGGAUGUGGAGCUGGAAGACGGAGAGGAGCUUCAGGGUGAGACUGUUGAUAACUUUAACUGGGGCGUGCGUCGGCGAUCUCUGGACAGCACCGAACUAGGAGAUCUGUUGGGGGAAAGUCAACACUCAGGCAGCACUCCCAGUUUGGGCCACGAGGACCCUCAUGAUUCUGACGAGUCUUCAGAGGAAGAAGAGUCUUCAACGAGUCAGAGCCUGUCCCAUUCUCAGCUCACAAAUCCUUCCCCAUCAGAAGAAACUAACCCCACCGAUUCUCUGUCUACAUCCUACGACUUAUCUGCUGACCCCCAGUCUUUCAGUGCCACCACCCCGGGGCAGGGGAUGCCCCGUGACAAUAAUAGCAGCAUGCAACUGCUGAAGGUGUGCGGUGAGGGCGAAGACACUCAGGCUCAGGAUGAUGAUCUCUCAAUAAGGUCCAACGAGUUGCCUGAAGACUGUGGCGAGGGCUUCACUUUAGAGAUGCCAGGACAACCGCUGGAUCCACCACUAAAUCUGAAUCGCAGCCUCAACCCAAACUUUGGUCAGCCUCCGAUGGACUUCCUCAACUACUUGCCAAGUUUACGGGAUGACGUCGAUGAUUUGGAAGACCUUGGGUUUCCUCCUCCACCUUCCCCAUUUUUCUCAGCCAUCUUGGCAGCAUUCCAGCCCGCUGUGUAUGACGAUGCUGAGGAGACUUGGCGUUGUCAUGUCAACCAGCUUAUUAGCGACUCGGAUGGUUCUUGUGCCGUCUACACCUUCCAAGUCUUCUCAUCUCUCUUUCAGAAUAUUCAGGGCAAAUUCUGCACUCUGACUACUGAUGUUGCCACUUACCUCGGUGAGGGAUUAAGGGGCAUUGGAUCAAGAUUUCUGAAAUCCUCACAAAUGUUGACUUCCUGCUCAGACUGUCCUACAAUCUUUAUUGACGCCGAGACGAUCAUGUCCUAUGGACUCCUGGAAAAAAUGAAGUUCAGUGCACUGGAGCUGCAGGAGUACCUAGAUACCUACAACAGUAGAGAGGAGGCUGCUGUAUCGUGGCUGAAGAACUGUAAAGAUACAUUUCCCAGGUGUCCUGGCGAUAGCGUGGUUACCUGCCAACCUGGAGACUCAGAGGAGAAGCAAAUGGAGUCUCUUGCACAACUGGAACUUUGUCAGAGGCUGUACAAGCUGCACUUCCAGCUUUUGCUCCUAUUCCAGUCCUACUGCUCUCUCAUUUGUCAAGUUCACGCCAUCAGCUCAGUCCCUGAGCUACUGAACAUGUCCCGAGAACUCAGCGAUCUGCGGAUCAGCCUGCAGGCUGCAGAGGCAGCAGUGGCCAGCGACUUGGAGCACAAACACACAGCUCACUCCCACAAACAUGCCAGCCAGGUUGCGGCCAUGGUGGUACCCAGCUUCCCCAAUGUGGAGGCGGCGGUGCAGGCCAUUCUGGAGUGUCUGAGGAACCACGAGUUCACCAAGGCUGUGCGCUACAUCCAGGAGUGCCGGAUCCAGUGGCCCAACGGACUGUUUGGCAGCAGCUCAGAGAGUGAGGUCCAGACUCUACUCAACGUCUACUUCCGUCACCAGACUCUGGGCCAAACGGGCACUAUUGCUCUGGUUGGGUCCAGACAGGACCUCAGCCUAAUCUGCUCCAAGCUGUUAGAGCUCAACGGGGAGAUUCGCGAUAUGAUCCGCCGCGCCCAGGGCUAUCGGGUCGUCACGACUUACCUCCCCGACUCCAGCGCCUCCGGGACCAGUCUCUGACAGGAAUUCAGGAGCUCCCCACCUCUCCCGCCCCCAAUUUUGCAGCUACAGACGCUCCCCAAGCUAUCCCCAAAUCUGCCAACCCCACCUGCUGUAACACAGGAGGGGCGGCAUCCACAAUCGUGGCAUCGACCGCCUCUUCCAUCUGCGCAUCUGCUGCCCCAAUUUCACAUCUCCAGCCUGAUACCUGCAUGCCGCCCCAUCCACCACUAGAAUCCUAUUCAGACCAAAAUCUACCCCUGCUCUCUUCCCUGUCUGCCUCUGCUUUGCUUGAUUGUCGGAGCUGCUCAAACUCCCCCUGCCAAGCAGACUGUCCACUCCCACUCACCGUACAACCCAGGAGGAGCUAUCGAGGUGAAAGCUCUAGCUUUUGUUAUCCUUUCAGAGGAUUUUCAUCUGACACUUCUCCGUCACAGCUAAACCACAGCAAGCACAUGAUAUCCUCACUUUCAUCUACCAUGAUCCCCAUCGUUGAGACACAUCCCUCUCCAUCACCCGUUCCUUCCCGGGGAUCACAUCUUCCCCACUUCCCCCUCUCUCCCUACAAAAGCUCCAGCGCCUUGUCAGUUGCUCACCCCUCUCCUCCAACUCCCCUCCCUCUCUGCCCCAGGGGACCACAGGAAGCCACGGCGUGGGGCUGCUGCUGCUCCCUCGGAGAGGGUGCGGCGCCACUAACCCGCUACCUAGGAAAAGUGGGGCAAGCCACCCUGCCUUUCAUAAAAGUAAGGGAGCUCCUGAAAUCCGAACCGUCAGACGUCCAAACUUGAAACCACGACAAAGGACCCGAAGGCUUGAAAGUCUGUAAAUCCAAAUAAACUGAAAAUGACUGUGACGUAUCUACUGAUUUUACACAUAUCAAGAUGAAUCUCUGACCCUGUCUGGAUGUCAGAGAUUGCUGCCUGCUGAUAAAAGACGACCUGAACGGGUUUUAUUCGAGCGCUCGCUUGUUUUUUCCUUUCAAGCUCCGCGCUGUAAAAGCGAUGUGCUCAGAAUUGAAUCCCUUGCUUGACGGACAUCCUCACUGCAGCUUACUUCUGAUCCCGAGGACCUAUGGAGACUUUUAACUUGGAAGUAAACCUUGCUCAAGAUGUGACGGACAGUUGCUGCCUAUUGAAGAAUGUUAUAGCUUGCAGGGAAACCACACGGGAAACUGCGUCCUCCCAGGCAGGGUUUUUCCUCUUUUGCACUAAAUGGGUUUUGUUUUUUUUAAUGUUACUGAAGGGGGACUGUGUUACUGCGAGAGAAGAAAGCUGUCACUUUUACUUUGAAGGAAAAGCUCAAGUGACUUCUCUCUUAUUGCGUCUACUGUUUUGACACCUCCUUUGGUGGAAACUGUGCAAUGCAUGACCCAGUUGAAUGCUUUCCACUGUACACUGGCAUCACCUUUGCUCUCCAGAUGUCCCCAACCAGACCGACUGAAAAAAAUGGACAUUAACUUUUCAACCUUAAACUGCUCUAAUCCUGCGUGUAUUCUAUGUCAGUGAGCCAGCUUCUCUAAGAACACUACUGAUGCCAUUGUCUGUGUGUGACAUGCAGUCCUUUGUGGCUAGUUGUAGAGUCAACGUGCGCACACACAUUUCUCACUGUAAAACACUCGUUACCCGUCAAUUUAGCACUCAAAUGCAGAGUUGUACGUAAAUGUUUGAUCUUUUUACUGUUAAUAGUUCUGCUCACAACCAUAGUAGCACAUGUUUGUGUGAUUGUGUAGCUGCACAUUAUGGAAAUGCUGACAUUCAGCGCUCACUGUCAAUGUUUGAAGAAAAAAAAAAAAAUGAAAAAAAAAUUGUCAACCCUUUUGUGACGAUCCAUCUCUCCUAGAACAGUUUGCUGUAAAUCUGAUCAGUUCUACACUUUUAUAUUCGGAUUUUUUGUUUACCAAACUGCCACGCAUGCAUUUUCAGAUAAUGUUUUACCGAUAAAGAAAAUCAAGUUUGAUCUCAAAAGAUGCUUGUGGGAGUUGCAAAAGGGAGCUUCAAGCUCACGUGGGUGUUUGGUUUGUUUAUUUUCCUCAUGUGCAAGUCCAUGUGUUUGCAUGCCAAACAAGUUGCACUUUUUAAAAAAAGAAGCUUUUUAGAUGAAUAACUGUUUGCCAUUGUGUAAAUACUUUUACUGCCUUUGAGAAUUUGUUUUUAGUUGAAGUUCUGUACAAGUUUGUGUCAAAGUAAAGACAUACCAAAAAUUUA